Molecule: messenger RNA, 1125 nt
Organism: Diaporthe citri
Lineage: Eukaryota; Fungi; Ascomycota; Sordariomycetes; Diaporthales; Diaporthaceae
Exons: 2
Coding region: 1-1125 (374 amino acids)
Source: RefSeq, a predicted model, not a curated record
AUGAGCGACAGGAACAGCUUUCUCGGCUCUAUCAAGGGCUCCAUUAAGGACAAGCUCUCCAGAUCCCCCAGCAAUGCAUCUCAGGGGUCGACCAGACAGCCUCGCCAUCAGCCUCAGCCGCAGGUACAGCCCGUGAGGCUCUCAGCAGGUGCUACCUCUGGCCAGGGCAUCAGCGCCAACCCCUUCUCCAAUCCUUUCUCCACUGCUUCUCCUCCCACCCAAGUACCUCACAAUGAGCCUCCUCCGGCAUAUACUAGUGCGCCCACCGGCGGAGCCAGCGCCUACCCAUCCGCACCGUCCCCGGCCUAUACCGCGCGGGAUCCAAGCCCCACGCCGUCCAGGCUUUCUGCCAUCACCGUCACUACCCCGGAGGAUCAAUAUGCCUUCCUGAGCUCUUUCGACACCAUCUUCCUCGUCGAUGACAGCGGCAGCAUGGUGGGCCGGUCCUGGCGGGAAGUCCAGUCAGCCCUCUCGUCCAUUACCCCCAUCUGUACCGCCCACGAUGCCGACGGUGUCGACAUCUACUUUCUGAACCACCGGUCGCCCUACCCCGCCAGCCAGUCUCAAGGCAAGGCCUCGGGCGGAUAUGCCAACGUGAAAGACGUCUCCGCCGUGGACCGCAUCUUCACCUCUGUCCGUCCUGGCGGCAUGACGCCCACCGGAACCCGGCUCAACCACAUCCUGAAGGCCUAUCUCCGCCACUACGAGGCGGCCGUGGAGCGAGCCGGCGGCGACCCGGAUGCCACAGAUGUGAAGCCCAUCAACGUCAUCAUGAUCACCGACGGCGUGCCGUCCGACGACCCAGAGUCCGUCCUGCUGUCUGUCGCCCAGAAGCUCGACCGCCUGGAGGCCCCGCCACACCAGAUCGGCGUGCAGUUUUUCCAGGUUGGCAACGAGCCCGGUGCGGCUGACGCCCUUCGGACCUUGGACGAUGAUCUGGCCGAGAUGGGUGGUGGUGUGCGGGACAUGGUUGAUACCGUUUCUUUAUCACAAACCACCCUGAGCGGAGAUGGAAUACUCAAGGUGGUCCUCGGGGCCGUUGUGAAGAGACUCGAUCGUGCUAGGAUCAUGGAUGCGGAGCGGAGAAGCCAGAGGAGCGGCAGGAGCGGCAUGUUGCGUCCCUAG